This is a messenger RNA of Aegilops tauschii subsp. strangulata, 1291 nucleotides long. RefSeq names its product zinc finger protein CONSTANS-LIKE 5. Lineage: Eukaryota; Viridiplantae; Streptophyta; Magnoliopsida; Poales; Poaceae. Gene Ontology annotation, biological process: regulation of flower development. Gene Ontology annotation, cellular component: nucleus. The record is from RefSeq and is a predicted model, not a curated record. Gene Ontology annotation, molecular function: zinc ion binding; protein binding; DNA-binding transcription factor activity.
CCCGCACCCUGCCCUCCUCAGAAGCUCAAAGCCAACGGCCGGGAGGAAAAGCUUGGCUGAGGAUCGCCUGGUCACUGCAGCCAAUCACGGUGGUGGCGCUGGUGCUAUCCGGGCUCGUCGGACUGUGAGCGAGCAGCGAGCGCGUACGUGCCAUGGAGGGGGAGGAGAAGCCGGUGGUGGGCGGGGCCUACUGGGGCGUGGGCGCGAGGGCGUGUGACUCGUGCGCCACCGAGGCGGCCAGGCUCUUCUGCCGCGCCGACGCCGCGUUCCUCUGCGCCGGCUGCGACGCGCGCGCGCACGGCGCCGGGUCGCGCCACGCCCGGGUCUGGCUCUGCGAGGUCUGCGAGCACGCGCCCGCGGCCGUCACGUGCAAGGCCGACGCCGCCGUGCUCUGCGCCUCCUGCGACGCCGACAUCCACGCCGCCAACCCGCUUGCGCGCCGGCACGAGCGCGUCCCCGUCGCGCCCUUCUUCGGCGCGGCCGCCGACGCGCACAAGCCCUUCGUGCCGUCGGGAGCCCAGGCCGCUGCCGAGGACGACGGGAGCAACGACGCCGAGGCGGCCUCGUGGCUGCUCCCCGAGCCCGAUCACAAGGAUGGCGCCAACGGUGCUACCGCGGACGUCUUCUUCGCGGACUCCGACCAUUACCUCGACCUCGACUUCGCGCGGUCAAUGGACGACAUCAAGGCCAUCAGCGUGCAGCUCAACGGCCAGCCCGAGAUCGACCUGAACGGCGGCAACAAAGGCUUCUACUCCGACCACUCCAUGAACCACAGCGUAUCGUCGUCUGAGGCGGCGGUGGUGCCGGACGCGGCGGCGGCGCCGGUGGUGAGCAGGGGGAGGGAGCGGGAGGCGCGGCUGAUGCGGUACAGGGAGAAGCGCAAGAGCCGGCGGUUCGAGAAGACCAUCCGGUACGCGUCCCGCAAGGCGUACGCGGAGACGCGGCCGCGCGUCAAGGGCCGGUUCGCCAAGCGCACGGGCACGGCGGACGCCGACGCCAUGGAGGAGCACGAGGAGAUGUACUCCUCGGCCGCGGCCGCCGUCGCCGCGCUCAUGGCGCCCGGCCCCGACCACGACUACGGCGUGGACGGCGUGGUGCCGACCUUGGUGUAAUUUUGUUGCAUGCAUGCACGCACGCAAAGCUUCGUCUAGCAUUUGAUCAGUCAAUUGUAUAUGCAUGAUUACGCGGGAGCGAUCCAGACUUCCAAUCCAACCCCCCUCCUUAAUUUUGCCCGAUCCCUGUAAUUUUUUACCUGUAGCAUAUCAUCAUCACGACUUCACGAGCUGGCUAA